Molecule: messenger RNA, 930 nt
Organism: Plasmodium cynomolgi strain B
Lineage: Eukaryota; Apicomplexa; Aconoidasida; Haemosporida; Plasmodiidae
Exons: 8
Coding region: 1-930 (309 amino acids)
Source: RefSeq, a predicted model, not a curated record
AUGGCCUUACUUUUCCAAGUCCUUUCUAGCGCAAAGUGCGACUGCGGAGUUUUUACCUCCAUUAUGAAUUAUCUAAAGCAGCUCUUGGGUUAUCUCAAAAUAAACGACACGACGACGAGUGAAAUAAUUUGCAACAUAAUAUUGAAAGGAAUAUUCGUACUAGACACCGGGAGGAAUAAAAACAUCCGAAGUUUCUGCGAACUGAUAAUUUUGUUGAUCAACAACGAUAGGCAUUCGUUGAUGAACAUUUUGAGGGUGAUCAAAGAUACCAUGUCGUUGGAUUUCUUUUACCUUUUUUUGUUGACCCUGUUGAGCAGCCCGGCUAAUUCGUUCAUACGUCAAAAAGACGUGAAAGACAUCUACCUCUACUACCUAUUCGCUGGACUGCACACAAACAGAGAGAACAUUAUGUUGUACAGCUUGGAAAUGCUAAACAUGCUUAGUUUGUUAGAUGUCUAUCCCGAGAUAGUUCACCUGGCCGGUCUACUGCAAAACAUACUAGAAAUAAACAAUCGAAAUUACGAUACCUAUUUGUUCACCAUUAGCUGCAAUGUGGUAUGCAAGAUGAAGGAGAAUCAGAAGGAAGACCUCUACAACGCAGAACUGGCGCAGUUGGUGGAAAUUUGUUUCGAAGUCUUAAGACGCACCAAGGCGAAGAAAUUGUUAUACUUUUUUUUCCUGUACUCUCAUAAGAUGCUGAGCAUGCAUGACAGUUUUUUUGAUCUUUAUUUGAAGCGAUACAACGAAUUGAGCGACGAGGAACAGAAGGUUCUCCUCAGCAACAACAUUUUCGAAGCGUCAUUUAGGCAAAUAUGCAGCUGUAAAUUUGUACAGAGGCAUUUUUCGAAUAUCUUUUGCGAAAACAUGAAAACGCUAAGCGAAGAAAGUAAUCUGUCCCUUUUCCACUUAUUAUUAACAAAGGUGAGAUAA